Messenger RNA from Hydractinia symbiolongicarpus, 2001 nucleotides. RefSeq names its product 5'-nucleotidase domain-containing protein 3-like. Gene Ontology annotation, molecular function: 5'-nucleotidase activity. The coding region runs from base 274 to 1857 and encodes 527 amino acids. The record is from RefSeq and is a predicted model, not a curated record. NCBI's taxonomy places the organism in Eukaryota, Metazoa, Cnidaria, Hydrozoa, Anthoathecata, Hydractiniidae. The transcript has 16 exons.
UUGUUUCCUUUUGAAUUAAUCUCUGUGUUUUCAGAAAUAAGAGAUUUGUAAAUGUUCACGCCUAAUUAGAAUACCUUUAACCAAUUUCGUAAAGUAAUUUAAACAGAAGAAAUUGAUGCAUAUACCAUUUAAAUAAUUGAUAACAAAAGCAAAACAAGCAUAAAGCAAAGUUAAUUUAGCGUAAAGUUUUGUUUGCUAAAUUAAACGGGUGUAUUUUCAUUAAUUAUUCGAUAGAGGUUUUGACUACUAAUAAGUUUUAUUUCAGAAUUUAAUAUGCAAUUUAAAAAGAUUAGUAUAGAGAAACUUUGUCAAUGGUGUUUGUUCCACAGAGUUCAACAUUCAAAAUAUACAAGAGUGUCCAGGGCUUGUUGUAGAGAGUUUUCCACUUCAACUAGUUGCUAUUCUCCAAAGUCAGAGCUAAUGAAAAAAUAUGAGGAAAAGAAAAAAUCUGUAUAUGAAAGAAAGAUUGACAUUAGACCAGUUGAUGUGUGUGCUGUGUUUGCAAACAAUGAAAUUAGUUUUCGUCACAUCUCAGUUUAUGGAUUUGACUAUGACUACACUUUAGCUAAUUAUUCUGAUCACCUUCAUGUGCUGAUAUAUAAGAUGGCAUUAGAGAAUCUUGUUUCAAAAUAUGGUUACCCCAACAAACUUCGUUCGAUCAAAUUUGAUGCUGGUUUUCCCAUAAGGGGGCUUCAUUUUGAUACAGAAAAGGGUUAUUUGAUGAAGCUGGAUUCAUUUAGUCAUGUGCAGUUGGGUGCAGUGUACAGAGGUCAUCGUAAGAUAAACAAUUGGGAUGUGGUAAAGGAAUAUGAGGGUACACUGAUCAGUGUUGACAGUAUCAGCAAAGGUACUAAUAAGGGCGGUCAUACCAUCCACCAGCAGAUGGAUCUGUUUUCACUUCCCUUUCUUUCCCUGCUGUCGAACGUAGUCGAGUAUUUCAUUGAGGAAAAUAUUUUAUUUGAUCCAGGCUACAUUUACUACGACGUUGAGAAAGCGACACAGGAAGUACAUCUAUCUGGCAAAAUGCAUCAAGCCAUUGUUGAUGAUCUUGAUCGCUACUUACCUAAAAAACCUAACUUGGUGACAUUUUUAAACAGACUAGUAAACAAUAAGAAAAAGUUGUUUAUGAUCACCAACAGUUCAUAUAAGUUUGUUGACAAAGGAAUGACCCACUUGAUUGGGCCUGAGUGGAGGGAGUUGUUUGAAGUGACUAUAACAAGUGCAAGAAAACCACGAUUUUUCAGUAAUGUUGACCGAGCGUUCAGACCAUUUCGUCUAAUAAACCCAGUCACUGGACAUUAUCAUUGGGAUCAAGUGCAAGAUUUUCAAAAGCAUGGAGUGUAUGCUGAAGGGAAUAUUAAGCUGUUUACGCGGUUCACUGGAUAUGAAGGACCAAGUGUGAUAUAUUUUGGCGAUCACGUAUACAGUGACUUAAUGGAUCCUGUUUUAAGAUAUGGUUGGAGAACUGGAGCCAUUAUUCCUGAACUAGAGCGAGAGCUUAAAAUUUGCAACUCAGAAUCAUACAUCCGUGACGUGUAUUGGUUGCUAACAUUGGAAGAUUUACUCACAGACUCACAAACAAAUAAGGUGGAUGAGCAUGACAGUAUGCAGCAACUAAAACAGGAGCGUAAAGAACUUAGAGCCCGAUUAAAGUCAAGGUUUAAUCCAUAUUUUGGUAGUAUGUUUCGUACUUAUCACAACCCGACCUCGUUUUCACGACGUAUGACGCGCUAUGCUGAUCUUUACACAUCAUCGUUGGAAAACUUACUGAAAUAUAAUGAUCAGUUUCAUUUUUUUCCAAGACGAAACGCUUUGCCACAUGAACAAAGUUUCGACACGCAUAUGACAUGCUUUUAAUUUGCUACAUUGUAUCUUGCUACUUCAAAACUUGACAUUUUGUGUAGGUUGGAGUAAGAAUUUUUUAUCCUGUGUUAACGUUGUAAGAAAUGUAAAUUCUUAGAUAUGUUGUUAAUAUUAUUAUUAAAAGUAUUUUUAUGUUAA